AUGCCGCUUGUAAUAUAUAGCUAGAAGCGUUUUGUUUUGCAGUACAGCUAAAUUAGGGCUUCAGGUUUGUGACUGUUGAAGUGCUUCCAAUUAACGCUUAUCUUGGGAAGAAAUGGCACCUAAAAAGGGGAUUCUUGCACGUCUGGAUGCAGGGGAAGUUGUUAUUGGAGACGGGGGUUUUGUGUUUGCUCUGGAAAAGAGAGGUUAUGUGAAAGCAGGGCCAUGGACCCCCGAGGCCACACUGGAGCACCCUGAAGCUGUCCGCCAGCUGCACCGAGAGUUCCUGAGAUCUGGAUCUGAUGUGAUGCAGACUUUCACAUUCUAUGCCAGCGAUGAUAAGCUGGAGAACAGGGGCAAUUAUGUGGCACAGAAGUUUUCGGGCCAAAAAGUGAACGAGGCUGCUUGCGACAUUGCCAGGGAGGUGGCUGAUGAAGGAGAUGCACUGGUGGCUGGAGGUGUGAGCCAGACCCCCUCUUACCUGAGCUGCAAGAGCGAGGCUGAUGUGAAGGCCAUUUUCAAGAAGCAACUGGACGUCUUUGUGAAAAAGAAUGUGGACUUCAUGAUUGCUGAGUAUUUUGAGCACGUGGAGGAGGCUGAGUGGGCAGUUCAAGUUCUGAAGGGCAGUGGGAAGCCAGUUGCAGCCACUCUGUGCGUUGGACCUACUGGAGACCUGAAUGGAGUGUCUCCAGGGGACUGUGCUGUCAAGCUGGUCAAAGCUGGUGCUCAGAUUGUUGGAAUCAAUUGCCAUUUUGAUCCAAUGACCUGCUUGGAGACCAUGAAGCUCAUGAAGGCAGGCUUGGAAGCAGCGAAACUGAAAGCCCAUCUAAUGGUCCAGCCCCUUGCUUACCACACCCCUGACUGCAAUCACCAGGGCUUCAUUGACCUGCCAGAAUUCCCCUUUGGAUUGGAACCAAGAGUCCUCACUAGAUGGGACAUGCACAAGUACGCCAGGGAGGCCUACAGUCUGGGAAUCCGCUACAUCGGUGGCUGCUGUGGGUUCGAGCCCUACCACAUCAGAGCCGUCGCAGAGGAGCUGGCACCAGAGAGGGGCUUCCUGCCCCCAGCCUCGGAGAAGCACGGCAGCUGGGGCAGCGGCCUGGAAAUGCACACCAAGCCCUGGGUCAGAGCCAGGGCUCGUCGGGAUUACUGGGAGAAACUGGCCCCUGCUUCCGGCCGGCCGUUUUGCUCUUCCAUGUCUCAUCCAGACAGCUGGGGGGUGACCAAAGGACAUGCAGAUCUGGUGCAACAGAAAGAAGCAACAUCUGAGCAGCAGCUGAAGGACCUCUUCCAGAAGCAGAAGGAAAACACCAGCCACUGAGCGGCAUAAUGCAGAGGGGUGGGCAGUACACCAGCCACUGAGUGCCGUAACGCAGAGGGGUGGGCUUUCCAGGGAUUAGGGGCUUGGCAGGAUAAUGACCCCAAACCACCCCCCGCCCACCAUCACCCUUCCCAUUUCAGCUUUUGGAUAUUAAGCACUGACUGCUGACUGAUUUUAUGUUUUUAAUUCUUGGACCAUUCAAUUGAACCCAGAUUUGGUUUCAUUAAAGAAUCUCAAUUG
Acipenser ruthenus (sterlet) is the source of this 1558-nucleotide messenger RNA. RefSeq names its product betaine--homocysteine S-methyltransferase 1. The transcript is spliced from 8 exons. Gene Ontology annotation, molecular function: zinc ion binding; betaine-homocysteine S-methyltransferase activity. Bases 113 to 1318 code for a protein of 401 amino acids. NCBI's taxonomy places the organism in Eukaryota, Metazoa, Chordata, Actinopteri, Acipenseriformes, Acipenseridae. The record is from RefSeq and is a predicted model, not a curated record.